Zymoseptoria tritici IPO323 is the source of this 1359-nucleotide messenger RNA. RefSeq lists its product as uncharacterized. The record is from RefSeq and is a predicted model, not a curated record. The transcript has 2 exons. Bases 61 to 1359 code for a protein of 432 amino acids. NCBI's taxonomy places the organism in Eukaryota, Fungi, Ascomycota, Dothideomycetes, Mycosphaerellales, Mycosphaerellaceae. Gene Ontology annotation, cellular component: cytoplasm.
AACGCCCAUGCGACAGUGGGAGACAUCAUCUCCACAGACUCAGCUCCAGUCUGGCCCACCAUGGACGUAGCCUACGAUCACAUCCAAAAGGACGCCCUUGACCCAUCCGAGCAACCCGAAGGCAACACAGAAACACCCCGAGCAAACACAACAUCCAACCUGAACACCGAAUUCUCACAGGCCUUCAAAGCCGUCUCAUCCUCACCCUGGGGCGCGAAACUGAACGGCUGGUUCAGCCAAGCUGUCGAGCAAUCAUCCACAUUCUACCAGGACUUGUCCAAGGAAGUGAGUGAAACAUCUACACAAGCAAGCAAAGGACUGUCGCGAGUGGCAGAGGAAGUCGCAAAUCGGACAGCUGCGUUGAAACUUGACAGUACUGCGCCAGGACCGGAAGUCCGAGUACCAGGAGAAGAGGCGGUGCCGGGCGUGACUUUCGUCGAGGCUGAAGGAGAAGGGAGCUCACAAGAGAGGUCGGAGAACCUGUCUGCGGACAUUGUCAAGGAGGCGGGGAGCCUAGUUGCCUCGUUCCGUUCUACUGCGGCGGCGAGACUAAAGGACCUUCAGAAAGCAGAAGAUGCAGCUGAUGAGGCAUUAUUGAAGUUUGGCACGAAUAUCAGGAGCUUCUUGCGGGAUGCGGUCAGUAUCACGGCUCCGGAGGAUGGUGAUGGCAAGACUGCGCUUGGAACGGAUGGAGUAGGGAACGAAGUUCUCUUCGAAACGCAGGAGUCAGGGACAGGAAAGAAAGUGUUCCACACUACACGGCUGGAUGCGCAAUUACACGCAAUUCAUAGCUCGGCGGGAAGCUUCACGGAUGAGCCACAAGGGCAGGAGUGGGAGGAGUGGGAGAAGACAUUUGAUGUGGAAGCCAGGACGGCAGAGAUUGCGAAAGAUCUGGAGAAAUUCGAGGAGUUGAGACGGGCAAUGGAGAGGUUGGUGCCGGAGAAGGUGGACUAUAAAACGUUCUGGCUGAGGUAUUACUUCUUGAGGAGAGCAGUUGAGGAAGACGAGAAGAGGAGGAGAGAAGUGCUGAAAGGCGCAACAGCAGACCCGGAAGAAGAAGUCGCAUGGGACGACGAUGAUGAUGAAGAAGACGACAAAUCAGCCACACCGAACAAAAUUUCCUCCGUGUCACACAAGGCGUCCGCAUCUACCACGACCAUCACCGCGCCGACGACGACUGACAACGCGACCCUCAAACCGAUCUCUCCUAGGAGGAGCGACGAGGAGAAUCGAAGCGUGGCGGACUCUGAGGCGAGCUAUGAUCUGGUAUCCGGCGCGACGAGUCGGGCUCAGGGUAGUCCCAAGGAAGCGAAGACUGAAGGCAAGGACGAAAGUGAUGAUGAUGAUGAUUGGGAGUGA